Anisakis simplex (herring worm) is the source of this 603-nucleotide messenger RNA. NCBI's taxonomy places the organism in Eukaryota, Metazoa, Nematoda, Chromadorea, Rhabditida, Anisakidae. The record is from the annotation of a GenBank genome assembly.
AUGCCCGAUGCGUCGCUGUUUGCAGUUGUACGCAGUGGUAUCUUCGACGCAUGCAAAGGUUCUGCGUAUAUUGAGAUGGGAUCGACGAAGGUCGUUUGUACAAUUGACGGACCAAAAGAACCGACGAAAAAUUUGGAUUUCGAUUGCGGUGAAGGUAUUGUUAACGUUCAAGUAGUAGGUGCCGUUGAGGGUUCAAGUCAUACGAUUGAGUCGGCAUUGAAAGCGCUUAUCGCACUCGAGCAACUUUCUAAGAUGCAAGUCGACGUCGAAGUGACAGUUCUGGAUGAUGACGGCGGUGUACUGGCGGCUAUCUUAAUGUGUUCUUCACUGGCUCUGUGCAAUGCCGGCAUUCAGACGCUCGAUAUGUGUGUGGCGGCCUAUGUGAUAAUAACGGAAAAUGGUGAACUGAAACUGGAUGCAUCGAAAUCAUCGGACUGUCACUGUGCUGCAUCUGUAACGCUAGCCCUGAUGCCGUCUCUGAAACAAGUGAUUUGUUGUGAACAAACUGGAACAGCCAAACUGAAACAGUUCAAAGAAGCCACGCAACUGGCCGCUAAAAGUGCUUUAUAUUUAUGGCCAGUCCUCAAAAAUGCAAUCAAGUGA